Canariomyces notabilis is the source of this 1917-nucleotide messenger RNA. RefSeq lists its product as uncharacterized. Gene Ontology annotation, cellular component: nucleus. Lineage: Eukaryota; Fungi; Ascomycota; Sordariomycetes; Sordariales; Chaetomiaceae. Bases 1 to 1917 code for a protein of 638 amino acids. Gene Ontology annotation, biological process: positive regulation of transcription by RNA polymerase II. The record is from RefSeq and is a predicted model, not a curated record. The transcript is spliced from 3 exons. Gene Ontology annotation, molecular function: transcription cis-regulatory region binding; DNA-binding transcription factor activity, RNA polymerase II-specific; zinc ion binding.
AUGAAGAACCGACAAAAGUCGAGAAGCGGUUGUAGGACGUGCAAGAUCAGGCGUCCGGCAUGCCGGAACUGUACUGUUAAGGGACUUGAGUGUCCGGGCUAUCAGCAGCGUCUGCAGUGGUCGACCAAACACGAGAGGCCAGUCUCGACGAGUGUAAGCGGUCCAGAAAACUUCACGCAGCUUGUCACCGCUGCUUCCAAGUCCAUCACGCAGGCAGAAAAGGCUGCCGCAAACACAGUCCGAAAUGGCUCCCAGACCCCGGUUGCUGCUGUCCCACCGCCGGCAUUGGCUGGCCGCACAUCUUCAACUCCCGCAUCCUUAUCUGCUUCCGCUUCCGCUUCCGCUUCCGCUUCCGCUUCGGCGUCCGCAUCGCCGUCUCCCUUGCCUUGGUCACCGGCUUCAUCACUACCGCCCCAGGACCAGGAUUCUCCUGCAAACGGCGAAACCAAGACGGCACUGGUCACUGUGCGGCAGAACCCAGUCCCAGCACGCCCUCAGGAAGACGGUUCGGCGUCCGAGUUGCCCAUGUACCAACCAGUGGUAGAUAUUCCGAGGUUCCUGAUCGAGCACUGGUUUAAGUCGGUCUGCGUCUCGUGGUCCGCACUCGAUUCCCAGGUAAACCCGUUUCGUCGGAUGACGGCAAGCCUCUGGAACACUUCGACACCCGUCUUCUAUGCACUGCAAGCCAUCUCAGCAGCCUCUCUCGUUGAGCGGCUCCCAGCUGUCAUGAAGGAUACCGCCCGCUCUGCACCGCGCAGAGCUCAUGAAGCGAUUCAAUCGGAGCUGGUCGCCUUCUCUCAGGGAUACCGCUCCAAAUUCCCCUGCGAACUACUCUUGUCUUUGUUCUGCAUGAGCUCUUCGCUGUGUUGGAUGGAGUCCCGUCAGCUGGGCCAGAGCUACGUAAGGCAGGCACGAGCCGUCCUCAAGUCUCUUGAAGGAUGGCCAAUGGAUAGCGAAACACAGGAGAUGCUCGAGUUCUUCAAUGGAUGUCUAAUCUACGAAGAAAUGCUUCGUAGCGUCGUCAGCGAGGACGAGAUUGACUUUGAACACAUGCUCAGCUGGCCGGAGCCCGUUUCGCAGGGUCCGCUUGUGCCCGCAGUUCCACAUGCCUGGACGGGUGUUUCUGCUGACGUCCUGAGGCUCUUUGGCAAGGCAAUUGCCCUCUGCCGAAGAUCUCGCACUCGGUGGAGGCACCAUGGCGGAACAAGCUACCGCAUCCUUCAGGGGGCAUUGAGGGAUAUCGAGGAAGCCACAAGAGUCGAGGCAGCUCUUUUGUCAUUUGCCGUACCGCGGCUUCCCCAGCAUGCAGCACCCCUCAACUCCGUGGACCGGGCUCGGGACCUACACUACACCACGGAAGCUUACCGUAUCUCUUCUUUACUACAGCUCUACGAGACUUUUCCAGAUUUGAGCGUUAGGAGGAUCCCCAGCUUGAAGGAUGCACCGGAGUCGACCAUCUGGAACACAUGCGUGUCUCCUCUGGCACUGCAUCUCACUACUGUACUCGAAAACAUCCCUGCCGGAAGCUUGCGAUGUAUUCAACCGCUUAUCUGCCUGUGCGCCGGCAGUGGCCUCAGAUACAACACUAAGGUUACUCUGGGCCGCGGACAUCGCAGCUAUCUCCUGGAUUCCGAACCUGAUACGCCAGUCCCAUCAACGCCCGUGCCCACCGACGCCGAGCGUCCUACCCUCAGUCAAGGUGUAUCCGAGCACGCGAUCAAAAUAUCACGGGCACGGCAAGUCAUCAUGGGUCGGUUGGAUCAGCUUGAGCUCAGCUUGCCGCCCAAGCCCAUCGGUGUCGCAAAACAGCUUCUUCACGCCGUGUGGAGCACUUAUGACGAGGAAAUUGAACUCACUCGUCGGACACACUGGCUUGACGUGAUGAGCGCCACUGGCCUUCAUAGUCUCUUCGGUUGA